Solea solea (common sole) is the source of this 4282-nucleotide messenger RNA. It is a transcript of the gene fmnl2b, whose product is annotated as formin-like 2b. Gene Ontology annotation, molecular function: actin filament binding; small GTPase binding. Bases 170 to 3439 code for a protein of 1089 amino acids. The transcript is spliced from 28 exons. NCBI's taxonomy places the organism in Eukaryota, Metazoa, Chordata, Actinopteri, Pleuronectiformes, Soleidae. The record is from RefSeq and is a predicted model, not a curated record. Gene Ontology annotation, biological process: cortical actin cytoskeleton organization; regulation of cell shape; cell migration. Gene Ontology annotation, cellular component: cytosol.
AGAGAGCGAGAGAGAGACAGGAGAGCGAGAGAGAGACAGGAGAGCGAGAAAGAGACAGGCCUCCUCUACCUCUAACGCCCGUAUGUCUGUGAUGGCCGAACACAUGUUCCUGCUGCUGUGUGUGUUGUUUUAGGUGGGUGUGUUCAGUGUGUGUGUGUGUGUGUGUGUGAUGGGGAACACAGAGAGCAUGGAGAGUCAGCUGGCCGUGAUCCGGUCCAGAGCUGCUCCGGUUCGACUGCCAAUGCCCGACCCGGCGGAGCUGGAGGAGAGGUUCUCCAUCGCACUGAACUCGAUGAAUCUUCCUCCUGAUAAGGUUCGCCUUCUUCGUUCCUAUGACAACGAGAAGAAAUGGGAGCUGAUCUGUGAUCAGGAGCGGUUUCAGGUGAAGAAUCCUCCGCACACGUACAUCCAGAAGCUGCGAGGUUUCCUCGACCCAGCCGUCACACGCAAGAAGUUCCGAAGACGAGUUCAGGAGUCCACUCAGACUCUCAGAGAGCUCGAGAUCUCACUUCGAACAAACCACAUUGGGUGGGUCAGAGAGUUCCUGAACGAGGAGAACCAGGGCCUGGGCGUCCUGGUCGAGUAUCUGUCCUUCGCUCAGUAUGCGGUCACGUUUGAUGGCGAGCAGUCAGAGGGCGGGGGCGAAACCUCGUCCAUCGACUCCCCCUGGAGUCGGUCUAUAGAGGAUCUCCAUGGCGACUGCAGUCUCCCCUCCCCGUCGUCAUCCAUCCCCCGAGCAGCUCGACACUCCAUCAGCUCUGCUCUGGUGACUCGCUCCAACACGCUGCCGAGUCGACGCACGCUAAAGAACUCUCGACUUGUCUGUAAGAAAGACGACGUCCACGUUUGUAUCAUGUGUCUGAGAGCCAUCAUGAACUACCAGUACGGCUUCAACAUGGUGAUGUCACAUCCUCACGCUGUCAAUGAAAUCGCCCUGAGCCUAAACAACAGAAACCCAAGGACCAAAGCUCUGGUUCUGGAGCUGUUGGCGGCCGUGUGUUUGGUGCGAGGAGGUCAUGAGAUCAUCCUGUCGGCCUUCGACAACUUCAAAACCGUUUGUUCCGAGUCACUGCGCUUUGAGAAGUUAAUGGAACAUUUUAAAAAUGAGGACGACAACAUCGACUUCCUGGUGGCCUGUAUGCAGUUCAUCAACAUUGUGGUUCAUUCAGUCGAGGACAUGAACUUCAGAGUUCACCUGCAGUACGACUUCACCAAACUGAACCUGGACGAACACCUGGAGCGGCUGAAGCACACAGAGAGCGACAGGCUGCAGGUCCAGAUUCAAGCGUACCUUGAUAACGUAUUUGACGUCGGAACGCUGCUCGAAGAUGCCGAGACCAAAACAGCUGCUCUGGAACGAGUGGAGGAGCUGGAGGAGAGUCUGAAUACGAUGUCCGAACGUCUCCUGGACGUGGAAAACGAAGCAAUGUUGAAAAUUGUUGAACUGGAGAAACAACUGAUGCAAACCAACAAAGAACUGGAUCACCUGCGGGACGUGUACACCAACGCCAACACUCAGGUGCACACACUGCGGCGAAUAGUUCGCGAGAAAGACCAGACCAUCCGGCGACAGAGUCGCCUGGAACGCCAGGCUCAGGAAGCACAUCAGGUGGGAGGGGCCAAUGCUCCGCAUCCACAGAGAGGGGAGGGUGACGGAGGCGUGGCUGAGUCCGCCUCUGCAUCACCUCCACCCUGCCCCAACCUGUCCCCCAGCCCUGAGACCGUAGCCUAUCAAAUCAUGGGACCAAGUUUGGGUGAAGCUUCAAAUAUACAGGCUCCCCCCCCUCCCCCUCCUCCCCCACCAAUGCCAGACACAGAGUCCAAUGGUCCGUACCUCACCCCUCCCCCUCCUGUUCCUCCUCCACCACCUCCUCCACCUCCUCCCCCCUGUCGCAACAGCGAGCUCUCUUCCAUUCCGAUGCCACCUCCCCCUCCACCUGUGGCCCCACCUCUCCCAGGGUCAGGCGGGUCACCCAUGGUCAUCUUUAACUCUGGACUCGCAGAGGGGGCGCUCAAGUUACUUUCGGUGAAGAUUAAGAAGCCAAUCCAGACAAAGUUCCGGAUGCCGGUUCUGAACUGGGUCGCUCUAAAACCGAAUCAAAUCAACGGAACCGUGUUCAACGAUGUGGAUGACGAGGCGGUCCUGCAGGACCUGGACAUGGAGGGGUUUGAAGAACUCUUUAAGACCAAGGCUCAGGGUCCUGCACUCGACUUAACUCUUUCUCGGCAGAAACUUCCUCAGAAAGUUGCUUCUAAAGUUUCUCUGCUGGAAGCGAACCGAGCAAAGAACCUCGCCAUCACAUUGAGGAAGGCAGGGCAGGGGUCAGAGGUCAUCUGUCGCGCCAUUCAAAUGUUUGACCUGAGGACAGUGAGGGUGGACUUUGUUGAAUGUCUGAUGCGUUUCCUGCCAACCGAGGCGGAGGUAAAGCUGCUGCGUCAGUACGAGCGUGACAGGAAACCGUGCGAGUCUCUGAGCGACGAGGAUCGUUUCAUGAUGCAGUUCAGUCGCAUCGAGAGACUUUCACAGAGGAUGAACAUCAUGACCUUCAUGGGAAACUUCACUGACAACGUCCAUAUGCUAACGCCACAACUUCAUGCCAUGAUCGCUGCUUCAGUUUCUAUCAAAUCAUCUCAGAAACUCAAGAAGAUUCUGGAGAUCAUCUUGGCUCUGGGAAACUACAUGAACAGCAGUAAAAGAGGCGCAGUUUAUGGAUUCAAACUACAGAGUCUGGACUUGCUCUUAGACACCAAGACGACGGACAGGAAACAAACGUUGCUUCAUUACAUCGCUAACGUGGUCAGAGAGAAAUAUUCUUCUGCGUCUCUGUUUUAUAACGAGCUUCAUUAUGUGGACAAGGCGGCUGCAGUGAGUCUGGAGAAUGUUCUGUGUGACGUCAAAGAGCUUCAGCGCGGCAUGGAGCUCACGUGGAGAGAGUUCAGUGUUCAACACAACGCCACGCUCAAGGAUUUCAUCAGCAGGAACGAAUCACGACUCAGUAAACUGCAGGAGGACGCUCGCAUCGCACAGGACGCGUUUGAAGACGUUGUCAAGUUUUUUGGGGAGAGUUCAAAGACGAUGCCACCGUCCGUCUUCUUUCCAAUCUUUGUUCGCUUCAUCAAAGCAUACAGACUCGCUGAGGAGGAGAACGAGCAGCGACGUCGUCAGGAGCAGAUGUUGUUAGAGAAACUGGAGGAGCAGCAGCAGGAGGAGGAGGCGCAGACUAAGUCGCCGUCCCACAGAGGGAAACGUCAGCCGCAGGAACUGAUCACUGAGCUGAGACGACGUCAGGGAAAAGACAGCUGCCAUGUUUACGAGGGGAAGGACGGCGCCAUCGAGGACAUCAUCACAGUUCUGAAGACUGUCCCCUUCACCGCUCGAUCGGCCAAACGUAGCUCUCGCUUCUUUUGUGACCCCGCCCACUCUGAGGAACACUACUGAGAGACAACAUGGACGACCACACGUCUUCUUCAGCUGGUCACGUCCAUUUCUAAUCUACGGGACAAAUCGGCACUUUGAACUUUUGUGAUCGAUCGAUCAUCGAUUGAUGUGAACUGAUGACAUCACUUGUUUACACCGUUAGAGGUCACCUGACCUUUGACACCUGGACCUGGGUCAAAGGUCAGGUGACUUAAGGUAAGGCGGACCCAGAGAUUAAGCUUUGAAAAUGAAAAGAGGAAUCUGUUCAUCAUGUCCAUCAGGUGGCGCUGUUAGUGUCCCUAACCCAGAGACACGCGUUACGUCAUCAGUGGACACAACAGACACGUGUUACGUCAUCAGUGGACACAACAGAGACACGCAUUACGUCAUCAGUGGACACAACAGACACGUGUUACGUCAUCAGUGGACACAACAGAGACACACUUAAAGGACAAAGACGGACAGUGACAAACCUUAAAGGACAAAGACGGACAGUGACAAACCUUAAAGGACAAAGACAGACAAAGACGGACAGUGACAAACCUUAAAGGACAAAGACUGACAGUGACAAACCUUAAAGGACAAAGACAGACAGUGACAAACCUUAAAGGACAAACCAUGAAAAAUAAGGACAGUCACUGAUGAAGACACAUGAUGAACCUAAGAGACAAAAAAAGCUCUGGACCAGGAGAGACAAUCCUUGACCAAGCCCCUCCCCUUCCCUAACCUUUGACCUUGGUGUCAAACAAACAGCACAAACUUUUCUACGUGAAUUAAUUUUAUUUUGUAGGAAACAUUUUAGUGACGUUCAGUGUUUGUUGUGGUGAAAGUGAUGUGGACAUUAAACACAGCCCGUCCUCGUGA